Hippocampus comes (tiger tail seahorse) is the source of this 1046-nucleotide messenger RNA. It is a transcript of the gene ccdc32, whose product is annotated as coiled-coil domain containing 32. The transcript has 4 exons. Gene Ontology annotation, biological process: cilium organization. Lineage: Eukaryota; Metazoa; Chordata; Actinopteri; Syngnathiformes; Syngnathidae. The record is from RefSeq and is a predicted model, not a curated record. The coding region runs from base 115 to 717 and encodes 200 amino acids.
GCUAGUAGAUCAUGGAGACAGUAAACGCGUAAAGCUCAACAUUUUUUUGUUAACAAAAACAGAUAAACAGAGGAAACAGGCGACCCGGUAAAGGUUUCCAAUAAGAUUGUCAAAAUGACAGACUGCAACAGAAUGAUCGACGACUUCGAGAAACAGGAGGUUCGGAGCAGCGGGGAGCUCUGGUCCCAAAUUUGUGGCCCCAGCCUGCCGCAGAUCCAAACCCAGACCCCCCCGGACAACAGCACGGACUUCCACGACUCUUUCCAUCCGGUGGGAGGGCACGGCAAUGACCAGUCUGAUGGGAUACACACCAGCGCAUUCCCCAGUGGUCGAUGGGAACCCAUGGAGGAUUCAGAGACUUACAUUGCCAGUUUAGAGAAUCGCCUGAAAAAGCUCAAGGGUCAGUCCAGCGACGUCACCUCCAGGGACAUGCUGCGCUCCUUGUCUCAAGCCAAGAAGGAAUGCUGGGAUAGAUUCCUGCAUGACUCUCAGGCCUCUGAGCUCUUCCAGAGCAACAACAUGGAUGAAAGUGCUGUUGAACACUUCAAGAGAUGGCUUGUUCCAGAGAAAGUGGCCAUCAGCGCAGAGGAACUGGAAUAUCUGCUCAGGCCGUCUGAGACGAAGGAACCCGCCCAAGCGGACCAGCAGGCGGGACACGGGGAUGCGGAGGAAGAGCGUCACAACACUGUGGAAGAGGCUCACAGUCCUGAGAAAUGACACUAAAACAAAAAGAAAGUCAAAUACGGAAUGCAAAAAAACGGCUUUCGCAGGUCAUCGGCUGCUCUUUCCUGUUGGAUAGUCAUUGUUGUUUUUGUCUGUGCUAUUUGCAUUUUUUUAACCACAAGAGUUAUUUGUGAUGCCAUUUGUGUCUCUUAGAAUGCUCUAGCUUCAGAAAUGCUAAUGAAGGAACACCUGCAGAAUGAACAUGUAAAAUAUGAUGCUUACAUUCAUGUAAAAGUGCAUCCAUAUGAAGGUGUUCAUGUUUACCCCGCAUCAUAAUGAUGUUUGACCCAUGUUUUCAAUUAAAAAAAAAAUGUACGUCUUCA